AUAGCUAGUGGACGAAGCAGUAUGUACGGGGACAGGGACCGUGGACCUAGAAGUGAGACCAGCAGUCUUGGAGCACCGAGCGGUACAAUGCCACAUGAUGUGAAUGAAACAGAAACAGAACGGGAUAACUCCUCAAGAUUACACAGUCUUCGUUUGAACUUGUUAGAGAAGUUAUUACAGUUCUUGCCUAGCGUGUCAAAGCAGGGGGGUGUGGCUGCUAUACCAUUUAUGCAGGUCUUGCUAAUGUUGACCUCUGACCUUGACGCUGAGGAGGAAAAAGAUCGUACGGCUCUAGAUAACAUGCUGCAGGCGUUGUUGGUGGAACUGGAUCUGUCUGGUGCCGGGCUCGACACUGUGUCGUGCAGGAGUAAGGCGAUGGAAGUGAAACUGGUGUACAUGAGACUAUUAAGUGUACUACUCUCAAGGACUAAGGCAGGGACGAAACCAUCUACUGAGUCUUCAUCGUUUGUGAGUAACACAACAGCCAAUGCCUUGUUGUCCAGUGGAACAAUCACUUACUGUUUGACCAUACUACAGAAUCUUCUACCAUACUGGAGAAACUACAAUCCAGCAGAGGAGGAAACUGCUCCAUUGCCAGGACAACUGUUGAAGCCACGCCCAACAUCACCACCCCCAGAUAUGAGCCCAUUCUUCCUGAGGGAGUAUGUAAAAGGACAUGCAAAUGAUGUUUUUGAAGACUAUCCUCAGUUGCUGACAGAGAUGGCUCUUAGACUACCACAUCAGUUGAAGAAGAUUGGGGACAGUGUACAAGGUGUGGCCACGGCCACGUUUGAUGCAGCCUGGAACACAACACUGGCAGAGUACAUGAUGACACAGAGGACACCAUUUGUUAAGAAACAAGCACGAAAAUUACUGUUGUUUAUCAGUGGUUCACGUGAGCGGUAUCGUGAGAUACGUGACCUAUACUCUAUAGAGAAAAACUUGAAUGCUGUUAUAGAGCAGUGCAACAAGAGUGGAUUAUCCACCACAGAGAUAGCUCCACACAGUGUCAUACUACCUUACGACUCUCUCCUCGUUCUUAUUGAACAUUUGAAAGCAUGCGCUGAUAUAGCUGCAAGCAGACCAGUCAACUGGCAGAAAUACUGCACUGCAAACCAAGAUGUCAUACCAUUCCUUGUAAAAGCAAGUAUCUCACUUGACGAAGGCGUGGCACCAACACUUCUACAACUGUUACAAUGUGCUAUUUGUGGAACAGCUAUCGUCAAGGCGGUACAGUCGCAGGACGUUGCCUUGGGAACGUCACCAAACAAACAGAAGAAGGACAAAGACAAAGAUAAAAAUGAUGAUUCUGAUGAUGGACAGAAACACGAUGAGUCUCUUUGUUCAACACUGAUACAGCUGUUAAACAGAACUAUAGACAGAGAUUUGAUGAUGCACUUUGUAAGGACAUUCCUGCUGGAAUCUAACUCCACGUCUAUCAGAUGGCAGGCUCAUUCCCUUAUACACCAGAUUUACAAGAAUUCCAGUCUGCAAGAACAAGAUGGAGUUUUAGAUCAGUUGUGGACUUUAUGGAAGGAACUACCUUUGUAUGGGAGGAAGGCAUCUCAGUUUGUAGACCUCCUCGGAUACUUUGUGUUGGUCACACCACAAACUUCAGAGAAAAAGACAAAAGAGUAUCUUGAUAGAGCCAUUGACCUACUGAAGGAUGAGAACCAGAUACUGGCUAAACAUCCUAAUGCACAGAUUUACAAUAUGCUACAAGGCCUGGUAGAUUUUGAUGGUUACUACCUGGAAAGUGAUCCUUGCCUAGUCUGUAACAACCCUGAAGUUCCUUAUACGAGUCUCAAGCUGUCCAACAUCAAGGUGGAUUCUAAGUUUACCACAACCACACAGAUUGUUAAACUUGUAGGAAGUUACACCAUCUCCAAGAUAUCCCUGAGGAUUACAGAACUCAAGAGAACUAAAAUGGUACGAGUGAUGAACAUCUACUACAAUAACAGGACAGUUCAGGCUGUAGUCGAGCUGAAGAACAAACCAGGACUUUGGCACAAGGCCAGAAAGAUGACCCUUACUGCAGGUCAAACUGAUGUCAAGGUUGAAUUUCCAAUACCUAUAGUGGCGUGCAACCUGAUGAUAGAAUAUGCUGAUUUCUAUGACAACCUACAAGCCACAAGUGAGACAUUACAAUGUCCCCGCUGCAGUGCCUCCGUUCCUGCCAACCCUGGUGUGUGCGGUAACUGUGGAGAGAAUGUGUUCCAGUGUCACAAAUGCAGAGCCAUUAACUAUGAUGAGAAGGAUCCAUUCCUCUGUAAUGCCUGUGGUUUCUGUAAAUAUGCCAAGUUUGACUUCACUCUCACAGCAAAGCCGUGCUGUGCUGUAGAUCCUAUAGAGAAUGAAGAUGACAGGAAGAAGGCUAUUACAACAAUAAACACUCUUCUAGAGAAAGCUGACCGGAUCUACAAGCAGUUACAACUACAUCGUCCAGCACUCGAGAAUCUGAUGAUUCAGGUAGCCGAGCACAGCACCGACAGACCGGAGGACGGUGGCACACAAGGUGGUGGCGUGCCGGGAUCAGCCGUCAACAAAUCUAUACAACACCUUGCGCUGAAAUAUUGCGGCGAAAGCAAAUCUUCUUUUGAUGAACUGAGCAAAAUUAUUCAGAAAGUGCUUGCGUGUAGGAGAGAACUGGUGGACUAUGAUCGCCAACAGAGACAGGCUGUAACUACCAGUAGUUCACCAGUCACUAGUCCAAGAGAUGCUCCGGUACUCAAACAACCGGUCAAGAAACCGGAAAAGAUCAGUGGCAAGCCAAGCAAUUGUUUCGGAUGUGCCAGUGCAGCUGUGGAGCACUGUAUAACACUACUACGAGCCCUUGUUACGAACACCAACUUGAGGCAUAUACUCUGUAGUCAGGGUAUGAUACAAGAGUUAAUAGACUUUAACCUUCGCCGAGGCACACUACAUGUGAGGUCAGAGGUCAGAUCCCUGCUGUGCCUGCUCACCAAGGACAACCGGCGAGGUACCGAGGAGAUGAACAACAUCAUAAUGACCCGUAUAUCAGCGGCAGUAAAAGGACAUCUCUCCAACCCAGAUCUUGGAUCAUCAGUGAGACAUGAGAUUCUUCUGCUGGCAAACUCUCUGAAACAAGAAGACACCUGCUGGGAGUUUAGGGUCAGAUGUGUAAUGCGACUAUUCCUGAUGGGAAUGCAGCUGGAGCAGCCAGUCAUCAUGGAGAGUGUUACAUUACCGUGUCUGAGGAUAUUACAACAUUUGAUACGACCUGACAAGUCACAGAUAAACAAGGAGGGUGUUCAGGAGGAGCCACCACCUGUCAGUUCAGUGAUGGCCCUGCCCCCUGAUUUGCAUGUGAAUGGAGCUGAAUGGCUGAGCGGUAAUCAGAAAUUCUCAUACCAGAACUGGAGAAGAUAUCUGCCUGUACAACAAGUCACACAGCAGACUACACCUACUGUAGAAAAGAAAGAGGAAUUAACAGAGAAAGUAGAUGAAAAAGUCACUGUCGAGAAGUCUGAGGUUCGUGCUCAUUACCUUGAAGAGAAAUAUGCCACUAGGUGGCGCCACAAGAUGUGGAAGGUCCCUGGCGUGCCGCUGAAGUUGACACAGACAACAUGGCUCCAGCAGGCUAUGUUCUCGCCGUCGUCACAGUCGGCAAGGCAGACGGCCACAAGGGUCAUUGAGUACAUAGCUCAAGUUCCAUCAAGAAAGAAGGAAAUAGUUGACAUGCUUACUGGAUGUUUAGAUCAGGUGGGCAAGGCAGGGGAGUGUGCCCAGGAAUUCCUGGCUCUUUAUGGUAGAGUUAUACAGCCUACCCAUUGGAAGCAUUAUCUUGCCAUCAAAGGGGUGUUACUGAAAUUGGGAGAUCUGAUCACCAAAGAGGUAGAAAAACUACAGUACCUAGAGGAGACAACAUUAAGUUCUGAUCUUGCCCAAGGUUUUGCUCUAAAAUCACUCACAGAGUUACUGUCCUUGUUUGUUCAACAGAAGGAGAUAAAGCAACAUUACAAGAACAGACUGGUUGGUUAUGUACUGAAUGGUUACCUCUCACUGAAGAAACUUCUAGUACAGAGAACCAAACUGAUAGACGAGACACAAGAUAAACUUCUAGAGCUGUUAGAGGAUCUUACUACAGGUACUGAGUCUGAAACAAAAGAGUUCAUGCAAGUGUGUGUACAGACAAUACAGAAAUAUCCACUAGAUGAUAAAGUGUCCCCUGUCUUCAUAUUUGAGAGACUGUGUAGCAUAAUAUUUCCAGAAGAGAACGAUGUUGGUGAUUUCUAUAUGAUCUUGGAGAAAGACCCGCAACAAGAAGACUUCCUGCAGGGGAGAAUGCUGGGUAAUCCGUACAGUUCUAGUGAGGCGGGGCUCGGCCCGCUGAUGAGGGAUGUGAAGAAUAAGAUAUGUCAAGAUUGUGAGUUGGUGGCCCUAUUAGAAGAUGACACUGGGAUGGAGUUAUUGGUGAAUAAGAAGAUAAUCAGCCUAGACCUACCUGUAAAAGAUGUUUACAAGAAAAUAUGGGCACCAGAACAUGGAGAGGGUGAGCCGAUGCAGAUUAUCUACCGUAUGCGAGGAUUGUUAGGCGACGCUACAGAAGACAUGGUUAACUCCCUUGAAUCCAACACACAGGAGGAUAUAGAUAAAGAGGAAGUAUACAGGAUGGCAAACGUGCUGGCAUCUUGUGGUGGCCUCAACGUUAUGUUAGAUAGGUUGGAAUCCAUCAAGGACCUUGUGCUUGGCAAGCCACUAAUGCUAGUGUUACUAAAACUUUUCUCCUUUGCUGUUAACGUGAAAGCUAAUCGUCAGGAGCUGAUCAAACCAGAGUUAAACACCAUCACUGUGAUGCUUGGUGCGCUCAACCUGGCAUUGUGGGCGGAGCAAGAGAGUGGCUCCACGGCAACGAAAGGACAGACUAUAACCGAACAGAUUUUACAGAUUAUGGAAACCAUUUUGUUAGAAGCCAGUUCACAGUCAACAGAUAAAUACACUGAGUUUUCGAAAUUAUGUGGGGACAAGGCCCAGCUAAUGAUGUUACUGGAACGAAUAAACUCGGCAUUUGUACGAUCUAACACGAGUGUCCUUCAAGCACUGAUGAGGCUGAUACCAUUCCUGGCAUUCGGAGAGGAAGACAAAAUGUUAACUCUAAUCAACCAUUUUAAACCUUACCUAGACUUUAACAAGUUUGAUGCUGAGCACACUCAUGAUGAAAAAGUACAUUUGGAUUGCUUCUGUAAUAUUGCUGCCGGUAUCCAGAACAAUGACAAUGGUGUGAAGCUAAAGGAUAUGAUCGUAGAACAAGGACUGGUGAAAAUGGCGUUAGAUUACAUACUAGCACAUGCGCCGGAAGUCAAAACUCUUUUAGCUACUGACUCUGAUAUAUGGAAAGAUUUUCUUACGAAGCCAUCAUUGAGCUAUAUUUUGAGACUGAUGACUGGAAUAUGUGACGGUCAUGAACCUACACAGUUGGAGUUGGGCAAUCACCUGAUACCAAUUCUACACAAGUUAGAACAGGUCUCUUCUGAUAAGCAUAUUGGGACACUGGCGGAAAACUUCAUGGAAGCUUUAAGAAAAAAUCCCACAGUGGCUGCCAAAAUUGAAGAGGUACGUCAACAAACUAAGACAGAGAAGAAGAGACUUGCCAUGGCUGUUAGGAAGAAACAUCUUGGUGCCCUUGGUAUGACUACAAAUGCCAAAGGUCAGGUGACAGUCAAGGCAUCUGUGUUGAAACAGAUUGAAGAUAUAAAAGAAGAGACAGGACUAACUUGUUGUAUAUGUAGAGAGGGGUAUAGAUACCAGCCACAAAAGGUUUUAGCGAUUUAUACAUUUACCAAAAGAGCCAAUCUGGAUGACUUUGAGAAUAAACAACGUAAAACUUUAGGUUACUCGACUGUGUCUCACUUCAAUGUUAUACAUGUAGACUGUCACACGGCAGCUGUCAGACAUGCUCGUGGUAGAGAAGAGUGGGAAAGUGCAGCCUUACAGAAUGCCAACACCAAGUGUAAUGGUUUGUUACCACUAUGGGGUCCCCAAGUACAGGAGUCCGCUUUCGCUACAUGUCUCGCAAGGCACAAUACUUAUCUACAAGAAUGUACAGGUGUUAGGGAUCCUAGUUACCCAUUCAACAUACAUGACCUGAAGUCGUUGUUACUGAAGUUUGCCGAGGAGAAAACAUUUAGUGAUGAUAGUGGUGGUGGUGGACGUCAGAGUAACAUGCAUCUGAUACCCUACAUCAUGCAUAUGUCACUUUAUGUCAUUAACACGACAAGAUCUGGUAGUAGAGAGGAUAAAAAUUUGAACAAUUUCCUCGAGUCAGCUAGAGACAAGUGGCUUGAGAAUUGUUUUGAG
This is a messenger RNA of Ruditapes philippinarum (Manila clam), 6318 nucleotides long. Its product is annotated as E3 ubiquitin-protein ligase UBR4-like. The record is from RefSeq and is a predicted model, not a curated record. Lineage: Eukaryota; Metazoa; Mollusca; Bivalvia; Venerida; Veneridae.